Oncorhynchus gorbuscha (pink salmon) is the source of this 437-nucleotide messenger RNA. RefSeq names its product thioredoxin-like. Gene Ontology annotation, molecular function: protein-disulfide reductase activity. The transcript has 4 exons. NCBI's taxonomy places the organism in Eukaryota, Metazoa, Chordata, Actinopteri, Salmoniformes, Salmonidae. The annotation marks the transcript as partial. The record is from RefSeq and is a predicted model, not a curated record.
GAGGGCUUCGACAAGGCCCUGGAGGAGGCAGGAGGUAAGCUGGUGGUGGUGGACUUCACAGCCACGUGGUGCGGCCCCUGUCAGAGCAUCGCUCCUUUCUUCAAGGGUCUGUCUGAUAAUUAUCAGAGUGUGGUCUUCCUGAAGGUUGACGUGGACGACGCACCGGAUGUGGCCAGUUUCUGUGACAUCAAGUGUAUGCCAACAUUCCACUUCUACAAGAACCAGAAGAAGGUGGAGGAGUUCUCAGGGUCCAAUCAGGCCAAACUGGAGGAGCUGGUCAACACUCACAAAUAAACACACACCCGUCUGUCUCCUCUCCUCUCUUUCACCUGUCUCAAUUCACCUGAGGACGCCCCAAAGCCUUCCACCCUGUCCUCAACUGAUUUGACAGGAUGCCUGAAUGCCUUCCACCCAAUCCUCCCUUUCUCUUCCCCCAA